Phytophthora nicotianae INRA-310 is the source of this 1930-nucleotide messenger RNA. RefSeq lists its product as hypothetical. The coding region runs from base 134 to 1348 and encodes 404 amino acids. The record is from RefSeq and is a predicted model, not a curated record. Gene Ontology annotation, cellular component: cytosol. NCBI's taxonomy places the organism in Eukaryota, Oomycota, Peronosporomycetes, Peronosporales, Peronosporaceae. The transcript has 5 exons. Gene Ontology annotation, molecular function: mRNA binding.
UGUCUUGUGGUUGCAGCCAUUGUCACGACGUUGCGGGGGAGACAGGGGGAACAAAAACACACAAGCCAAGUCGCCCGCCAAGGAGGAAACGUGCCCUCCCUCCCUCUCUGCGUCUGGGAGAUUCUCGAGCGCCAUGGAGACGGAAUGCAAGACGCUGUGGAUGGGCGACAUCCAGAUGCACUGGGACGAAACCUUCAUCGCGUCGCUCUUCACGUCGGCCGCAGAGCAGCCGGUGGUCAAGUUGAUCCGUGACAAGGUGACGGGGUAUCCUGCAGGUUACGGCUUCCUUGAGUUCCCGACACCACGAGGAGCUCAACAAGUGCUGGACGCAUACAACGGCCAACUUAUCCCGAACACGAUGCAUCGGUUCCGGAUGAAUUGGGGCGCUGGUGGCCGUCGUAUUGAGACGUCGGAUGAUCACUCGAUCUUUGUAGGAGACUUGGCGCCCGAUGUGACGGACGAGCUGUUGCUGAACACUUUUAGUGCUCGGUUUACCACUGUGAGAGGCGCCAAAGUGGUCAUGGACCCGGUUACACGCAUGUCCAAGGGCUUCGGCUUCGUGCGAUUCGGCAGUAAAGAGGAGGCCGACCAAGCUCUACAGACCAUGAACGGCGUGUACUGCUCCUCUCGUCCCAUGCGUGUCAGUGUGGCUACAGAGCGGAACAAAUCGCGACAACAAGUUGGCUUCGGUAUGGGCGAGGAAGAAGGCACCAACACGACGGUAUUUGUGGGUGGACUGGACCCUUCAACGACGGAGGACGAACUACGUGCGAGGUUUGGAGCUCUGGGAGAGAUUGUGUCGGUUAAAGUGCCCCCUGGACGUGGCUGUGGCUUCGUGCAGUACACGUCGAAAGAAGCAGCGGAAGUAGCCAUUUCGCAGAUGAACGGUACGGUUAUUAGUGGGGUUAAGGUGCGAUGUGCGUGGGGUCGAUCGGCGGCUGCACGUGCAGCCAACCACAACAGCUACUACAACCAGCAGUACGGACAGUACCAGGCUGGAUACCAGAACUACUAUGGCUACAAUGCUGCAUAUGGCUACCCUCAGUACCAACAGGGUGCUUAUGGCUACACUGCCUAUGGACAGUAUGCCCAGCAGGGCAACCAGCCGCAAAGUGGAUACCAACAGCAACAGCCUGGUGGGCAACAAGCACACCACGCCAACUAUGGCCACCAGCGUCAGCAGCACGACCAGCAGCGCGACUUCACGCGACCCGACGACAUUGAAGCUAUGAACCGCCGCUACGCCUCCCAACGUGCGUACCAGCAUAUUCCUCCGGCUUCUAACGCGUCGUACACUCCGAUGGCAGCGGAUGUAGCCAAUGGAACUGCUAUGGCUGGCUCCAUGUAAACGCAGAGGAUUGAGAGGAAUGAGGCGGUUAAAAGGGCACCCUCCACAAGCCAGAUGAGGGCAUUGCCAGAUGAAUGAGGAUGCCCUCAAGGGGCGGCAAAAGUGUGAGGGAGGGGGUGGUGUGGAGUGCAGGAGACGGAAGCGUGUGAACGACAUUUAUUGGCACGGGCGAGCGUGAAAUGCUGAUGAAGAGUUUCUGUUUUUUCGUUUUUUUUUUCUUGUUUUGUCGUUGUUUUCGUUGUUGUAAAAUGGCAUGUGAGUUGAUCGUAGCUCUGUAGCCAUGUUCUGAAUCGGAUUCUCGUUCUCAUUUCGAUGGCUUCUCGUCCAGUAAGAGCUGCGCCUCCUUCACUGCUGCUUGGAACAGCUUUAGCUGCUCAUUCUUGAAGGCGAGCUGCUUCUUGAGUGUCUCGUGGUGCAGCAACAGCUCCGAGUGGUUCGAUUCCAGACGCUGUAGCUCGCUCUCGGCGUCUUCCAUUGUCAGCGGGGUCUUUAUGCCAUGAAAGAUAAAAUACUCGAAUGAAAAAAAAGCGUACCCAUUUCCCCAAAUAUUCAAUUCACAAAAAGUGCUUUUUUAAAACCAAA